UCCACAAAGCCACAUUCCUAACCCGGAAGAAGAGGACAGAGGAAAACGACGGUAGAGAAAUUGUUGUGGACUGUCCACAGAAAUACUUUUGCUAUUUAGAUAAUCCAACAAGACUGAAAGCAAAUACCACCUGAGGCAGCGUACAUUUGCAGCAGGUUUUAGCCUCGUCGUGCACACGUUAGAGAUGUCGAUCGUGCCUCCCAGUCGCUCGUCUACCGGCUGGCCGCGCGGCAGCACCGUUCAGUUUGGGAACAAAUACAUCGGCGGGCCUGCUAAACCGCUCACACUGGAGAGGACCAUUAACCUAUAUCCUCUUACCAACUAUACAUUUGGCACCAAGGAGCCUCUGUAUGAGAAGGACAGCUCAGUGGCUGCACGUUUCCAGCGGAUGCGGGAAGAGUUUGAUAAGAUGGGAAUGCGAAGGACAGUGGAAGGUGUUCUGAUUGUCCAUGAACACAGGCUACCUCACGUCUUACUUCUGCAGCUUGGCACGACUUUCUUCAAACUGCCUGGGGGAGAGUUAAGUCCAGGAGAAGAUGAGGUGGAGGGUCUGAAACGUCUGAUGACAGAGAUCCUUGGGCGACAGGACGGCGUGAAACAGGACUGGGUGAUCGAUGACUGUAUCGGCAACUGGUGGCGUCCCAACUUUGAGCCUCCACAGUAUCCCUAUAUUCCAGCUCACAUCACCAAACCUAAGGAGCACAAGAAACUAUUCCUGGUUCAGUUACAGGAAAAAGCGCUGUUUGCUGUCCCCAAGAACUAUAAGCUGGUGGCAGCACCGUUGUUUGAGCUGUAUGACAACGCUCCUGGAUACGGGCCAAUCAUUUCCAGUCUACCACAGCUAUUGAGCAGGUUCAACUUCAUUUACAACUAACUUGAGUGAGGAGAAGUGCGUCUGGUUGUCUCUGUGAGUGCAGCCCUGUCCGAGUGAAGAUGAGAGACUGUGGCCUCAUCUUUAUCUCGGUUUUCACUAAAGAAAAGCUUGUCAUGUCAGGUAUAUUGACAGAUCACAGGGGUGUUUAUACUGUUAGAAGAAAAUAGAAAUGUCAUGCGUCUGGGAUUUUUUUUUUUUUUUAAUCUUGAAAAUUUGCCAGUUUUUGUAGUAUACAAGUCUGUAUUUCAGUGUGAUAAGAAUCUGGUUUUAUGUCCUCAGAGAAGGUCAAUGUUUGAUUAAACAAACUGCAUCGAAGAGUUUCCUGUUGUUUUAACCUGUUGUAAUGCUGUUUUUUUUUUCUUUUUAAUAAAGCAGUACUUUGAGUGUGUUUUUACAUAA
Scatophagus argus is the source of this 1273-nucleotide messenger RNA. RefSeq names its product nudix hydrolase 21 (gene nudt21). Gene Ontology annotation, molecular function: mRNA binding. The record is from RefSeq and is a predicted model, not a curated record. Gene Ontology annotation, cellular component: mRNA cleavage factor complex. The coding region runs from base 185 to 874 and encodes 229 amino acids. Lineage: Eukaryota; Metazoa; Chordata; Actinopteri; Scatophagidae. The transcript has 7 exons.